Molecule: messenger RNA, 1777 nt
Organism: Culex pipiens pallens (northern house mosquito)
Lineage: Eukaryota; Metazoa; Arthropoda; Insecta; Diptera; Culicidae
Product: caldesmon-like
Exons: 7
Coding region: 1-1665 (554 amino acids)
Source: RefSeq, a predicted model, not a curated record
AUGGAGGUGGCAUCGGAGGAACCGGUUCCAGUGGCAAUGACUACUACAACAAGCUGCCCCUUUUGGGCGGCCCUGACUGACACUUAUCACUUCUACUCCGGCUCCACACCGGAAUCGUCGGCAGAAGUGACUCGACAACGGCGAGCAGUGGGACGGAAUACAACACGGCACUUCAGUGAACAAUCCAGAGUUGUUUCGCAGCUGGAUCGGAAAUUGGCGAGCUGGAAUCAAUCGGAACGGAUUGAAGAACACGACCGGUUUGAAGUUGCUCGAAGGAAGAAUGAUAGCAACAGUGCGCCGAUUGGGGUUGUUGGAAAAGAAGUGGAUGGAUAUGCCGCCCAGGAGAAGUGGAACGUCGAUGAUUACGAGUAUAAAAUUGCAAACCAUCAGGGAGGAGGAGGCGGUCGCCAACCGGGGGUGGAAAUCGAUGACAAGGGAGUCAACGGCAAAGAUGACAGAGAUUUGGCUGAAAAGAAGAAGCAGAAGAAGUCGUCGGGGAGGCUGGCAAGAAAAUUACUCUCCAUUGAAGCAGAUCCGGUGGCGGCCGUUGAUGAUAGAGAUGACACCGUCGCCGUUGAGGCGUCUGAUUACGGGGUUGAUAAGGCGGCACUGACAGCGUCGAGUGAGUUCAAUGGCGGCAAUGAUGACCGGGAGGAACACGGAGGACAACAAAGGAGGUCCAGGAGGUGGGGGUCACGGCCAAACAGGGCUAAUCAGGCCCUGCGAAGGGGGCAGGAAAUGGAUCAACAACGACGCGUUGACAGCCGGAAAAGUGGCCGAGCCGGGGAUAGUUUGGAUGAUACGGGCCGGCGGGAAACGAUUCCGGACGAGAGUACGGUUUAUCGCCAGCGAUACCCGCCGGUGGAUGAUGAUCAGGACAAGGCGGAGGAGGAGGAGGGAGGCCCAGGUGCUCCGGAGGUCGUCGAAUCGACCACGGUGGCAGAUGGGUGUGAUUGUGUGGCAAAGUGUGCCUCGGAAAGGGUUCUCCAGGAAGCGGAAACUAGCACCGAAGAGUCAGGCAGCGAUACGGGAGACAAUGACGAGGUGACAACGGAGGAAAUUGAGCAAGAAGAAGAGGAGGAAGGGACUGUUGAUGAGCAGGAAGAGCCUGAGGAAGAGGAGGAGGAGGAGGAGGAGGAGAAGGAGGAGUUGACCACAGAGGAAACCACAUCAGAGGCCGACGGAACAGCAACCAAGCAGAGAGAAGUGUACAUCGAUUUGAAGAUUGGAAUCAAGAGUGUCGGAAAUGGGAGUCUUUCAGAGGACUCUGAACCACUGGAAUUCCAUCGGAAGAUUUUGGUGAAAAGAGAAAAAGUUGGAGAUGAGUUGAGCUAUCAGCUUGGAACGUUCCGGCAACAGCAGCAGAAACCCUCUUCAGACGCCCAUUUUCCGAUUAGUUUGGUUAAGGCCAUCUAUCAAUUAGUGGACAGGAGUGACAGCCUUCGGACGCACGUGGCCCCACGUCUGCCCAGCCGGACCAAGGUGUUGUCCAAAUUGUCCAAGCUGGACAGCAAAGGUAAGAACCGGCGCAAGAUUAAUGACCAGCAGCGGGGACGACCACAACAUCAACUGGAAUCGGAGCUGCAACGGCCGAAGAAGAACUCCAACGGUGUUGACAAGGUGGUCGCCGUGAUCGAUGCGCUCAAGGAGCUGAUUCAGCAGUGACCUGGAAUCCGCAGUUGGCCCAGUUUCAACGAGCUCCGGACCAGCAGCCACCGAAGCACGAGUGUGUUUAUAUUUAAUUAUCAGCAAUUAUUAAAUUCCUCAUCAAAACUAA